Messenger RNA from Phragmites australis (common reed), 1182 nucleotides. RefSeq names its product transcription factor MYB87-like. Bases 136 to 954 code for a protein of 272 amino acids. The record is from RefSeq and is a predicted model, not a curated record. The transcript has 3 exons. Lineage: Eukaryota; Viridiplantae; Streptophyta; Magnoliopsida; Poales; Poaceae.
GCCGUCUUGUACUUGUGGCGCUGCACCCAACCGUGCUUGUCUGUGUGCCGAAUCGAUCUCUCUUGCCUGCUCGCUGCCGGAGCGAGGCCGGCUCUGCUUGUGCUGCCGGGAGUGGCUGCCGUGCGGAGUGCAUCCAUGGGGCGCGCGCCGUGCUGCGACAAGGCGAGCGUGAAGCGGGGGCCGUGGUCACCGGAGGAGGACGAGCAGCUGCGGACCUACAUCCAGAGGCACGGCAUCGGCGGCAACUGGAUCGCCCUGCCGCAGAAAGCAGGGCUGAACCGCUGCGGCAAGAGCUGCCGCCUCCGGUGGCUCAACUACCUGAGGCCCGACAUCAAGCAUGGGGGCUACACCGAGCAGGAGGACUACAUCAUUUGCUCACUCUAUAGCUCCAUCGGUAGCAGGUGGUCGAUCAUCGCGUCCAAGCUCCCCGGCCGGACCGACAACGACGUCAAGAACUACUGGAACACCAAGCUCAAGAAGAAGGCCAUGGCGGCCGCGGGUGCCAGCGGAGCCUUCGCCGCGCACGCGACGCCGCCGGCGCUCUCGCCCGCAGCGUCCGCCUCCUCGUCCAGCUCCAGCGGCGACGUACGCUUCGCCGUGUACAGGCAGCCACAGGCGCAACCCCCGGGGCUCAGACACUUCGACGCGCCGCCGUGCAAACCGCAGACCGAGCUCGCGCCCGUGCCGCCGACCACCGUCGCGCUGGAUGGCACCGGCGGCGUCUGGGCGUCCGCGCCGGCGAGUGAUGCCGUGGGGCUGGGCAACGUGUUCUUUCCCGAGCUCGGCGGCGGCAACCAGUUGUUCCCGUACGGCGAUUUCUUCGGUGGGCUGCAGGACAGGGCCUUGGAGCUCUCGGCGUGCUACUUCCCCAACAUGGCCGAGAUGUGGGGGGCUGCUGCUGCCUCCGAUCACGCCCACGCCAAGCCGCAGAGUCUCUGCAACCCCUUGACGUAGGAGAGCCCAGGGGACCCAGUUUCCUGGGAUUGUUGCGCGACGACAAUCGACUGCUCCAUUGAAUUCAUGCAAGAUUGCGAUAUAGUUUAGUUCUUGCUCUUCUUUCCUCUUCUCUCUCUUCUCUCCUCUUCUUUUUCUUCUUUUCUUCUAGUGGAUAUAGUUGGUGUUUUGUUGUGUAUUACAUGUAAAUUAGUAUCCUACAGAUGCGAAUUAUCCUUGCUCGAUUUU